GGGGCGGACGCAGGACGGGGUGUGUCCGGAGUGGGGGCGGGCAGGUCCCAAAAGGUGCAAUUUUCCUGGGCCCGCGGCGCCCGGGCUCAGGGGGAGAGGCCGGGCUGGCCGGUGCUUUGGCCUCGGGCGUCUGGAAAUGGCGGCGGGGGGCAGGAUGGAGGACGGUUCCAUGGAUCUCACCCAGAGUGUUGAAGAUGACCCCCUUCUGGACACCCAGCAUCUCCAACAACAUUCAUUACAUGCUCAUAUUAGACGCAGAUUCCAUCCUCUUCCUACAGUCGUCAUAGCAAAUCUUCUCUUGUUAAUACAUGUUGUGUUUGUUAUUUUAGCGUUUUUAACAGGUGUGCUUUGUUCUUACCCUAAUCCAAAUGAGGACAAGUGCCCAGGAAACUAUACCAACCCACUGAAAGUUCAGACAGUCAUAAUCCUUGGAAAAGUUAUUUUGUGGAUUCUGCAUUUCCUUCUCGAACGGUACAUCCAGUAUCACCACAGCAAAGUAAGAAGCCGAGGCUAUAACGCGAUCUACCGAUCAACGAGGCAUCUUAAAAGACUCGCACUGAUGAUACAUUCUGUGGGCAGCACAGCGCUUCUGCUCAUCCUGUGCAUGCAGCAUUCCUUCCCUGAGCCCGGCAGACUGUAUCUUGUCCUCAUCCUGGCCAUCCUGGCCCUGGAACUGAUCUGUUCCCUCAUGUGUCUGCUCGUUUACACAGUGAAAAUUCGAAAAUUUAAUAAAUCCAAACCACAACCUGAUGUACUUGAAGAAGAAAAAAUCUAUGCUCACCCCAUCAAUAUUACCUCAGAGACUGGAUUCAGGACUAUUUCAAGCCUAGAAGAAGUUGUUGAAAAGCAAGGAGACAUAAUAGUAUACUUGAAGCGACACAAUGCACUGUUGAGUAAGCGGCUGUUGGCUUUCACUUCCUGUGACCUAAGCUCUCAGCCAAGUAGAAUGUGAGAGGCUCAAGGUAAAGACAGCUAUUCCAGAGGAAUCCAGAGGAAUUUAAGACAAUGGCUACCUGACAAGCUGUCAUAGGCAAUUGAAGCUUUUGCCAAGUAACAUUUUACAAUUUUUGCUGGAAGCCUGAAUUUGGUUCUCACCUGUGUGGCUAUUUAAUACGUAAGGGCUUGUGGAUCAUUUGAAAGAUACUUUGUAGAGCCUCGAUAACUCGAGGACAAUGUCUGUUUUGCACAUUUUGAAAUUAUUUAACUGCUUGGUUUAUCCUAGGAUCAAAAGCAUAGUUUAAACAUCUCCUUGGCCAACACUUCUUCCACAGGACAUUAGAACCCUGUAAUAAUUUGGCUAUUUAUAGAGGAAGUCUGACAUGACAAUCUAGUUAAAACAGGGCUUUGAUCAAGUAAGAUCUUCCCACUUUUAAACUGAUGAGAGAAGUCGUUAUUCUUGUGGUUAAUGUUUUUUCUGAUGGAGCCUUAUCCUGUAUUUUAUAUGCUUGUGUGGUAUUGGAUGACAGCUUAGCCCAGGUAGCUUUUAUAAGGAAUUUUCUCACUGUAGGACCAAGGUCUCAUUAGGUGAUUUACUAUGCAAACUCCUACAGUUUCUUAUUCUCCAGAAAUAGGAUAUGCAGAUGACUUGGACCAGUGUUCGACUGA
Messenger RNA from Ceratotherium simum simum (southern white rhinoceros), 1605 nucleotides. It is a transcript of the gene TMEM192, whose product is annotated as transmembrane protein 192. Gene Ontology annotation, cellular component: lysosomal membrane; late endosome. The record is from RefSeq and is a predicted model, not a curated record. NCBI's taxonomy places the organism in Eukaryota, Metazoa, Chordata, Mammalia, Perissodactyla, Rhinocerotidae.